AACGAAAAAAUAUGUAUUUUACUUUAUUUUCAGUAACAACUCAGUCGUCACUUAGCAUUCAUUUAAUUCGCUAGAAAUUCUUUCUAAUACACAUCACAGUUAUAAAGAAACCUUCCAGACUUGACCGGAGUUAGAAGACAAUGCGUAGGCUCUUGGGUGUGCUGUUUUUGGUGAUUAUCCUGAUUUUCGUCCUGACUGCAAGUUCUACGUACGAUGAGGAGAGCUUUUCCUGGGAUUUGCAGAACCUCCAAAGGUUUGUUAAAUGCCGAGACAAGCAUUACGUGGGCACCAAGGAAUUCUACUUCAACUACUGGGUCCUGAAAAACUACAUCAGGGCGGAACACGGGCAGCUGUCCUGCUUCAGCAACGUUACCUAUACCACCCACGCAGACUACAGGUAUCUGGACAACUUGGUGCCCCUUCUGGAGCGAUGGCGCUCUCCACUUAGUCUGGCUCUCUAUGCCCCUGGCGCCGAUUUCCAGCCUACGCUAGACAGUAUCCUGUGGCUGCGACAGUGCCAUCCAGGCAGCCACCUGGUGCGCGAACUGACCAGCUUCCACUUCUACUUCGAUGUGAAUCACUUGCCGCAAGUGGUGCCCAGGAGCAAAGUGGCUCUCCGGAGGGAGGUCAAUUGCAGCGCACCACCGCCAUAUAAGAAUGUGAAAAUGGACCAGAUGUACAGGGGGCAGAAAAGACUCGAUUAUCCUGUCAAUAUUGGACGUAAUCUGGCGCGUUUUGCCUCGCUGACACACUUUGUUCUGGCCUCCGAUAUAGAGCUGUAUCCCACGCCGGGAUUGGUGCCCAACUAUUUGAAGUUUUACAGCAGAAAGGUACUUGGGAAGCAUGGUAGCGUAUCCCUAUCGCGUUUGGUACACGUUCUACGUAUCUUUGAAGUACAGGCUAAUGAGACCAUUCCCAAAACCAAACCGGAACUGCAGAGAAUGUUUAGAUCCGGAGCGGCUGUGUUAUUUCAUAUAAAUAUCUGUGCAGAUUGCCAUCGGGGACCAUUGCUAGAGGAAUGGAUGAAUGAAACGGUAAACUCACAGGAUCUAAAUGUAUUCAAUGUGGCCCACCGCACUCAGCCAUAUAAUACGUGGGAACCGAUCUUUAUCGGCACUGUCGACGAUCCUCCGUACGACGAACGUCUCAGCUGGGAAGGACAAAAAGACAAAAUGACGCAGGCGUAUGCAAUGUGUGUCCUUGGCUACGAAUUCCAAAUCCUGGACAACGCCUUUUUGGUCCACAAACCAGGCAUCAAACGGGGAAGACCCCGUAUGGGCUUUUUCCAAGCCCAGCGCACCGAUACCUUGAUCAAUCGUAAGAUCCUCCGAGAGCUGCAUGUUAUGUACGGAUCGCGUAGCGGAUGUUUAAUAUAGAAAAAAAGCGAGAAAACGGCUUAAAUUUUAUGUUUAGUCAAUUUUUUUUUUAUCUUUUGGCAAUGUAAAUUAAAUUAGUAGCCAACAAUCUCGAUUAUUUAUUUAGCACAACUCGUAAAUGUUUUAACAAUAA
This is a messenger RNA of Drosophila ananassae, 1509 nucleotides long. RefSeq names its product beta-1,4-glucuronyltransferase 1. NCBI's taxonomy places the organism in Eukaryota, Metazoa, Arthropoda, Insecta, Diptera, Drosophilidae. The coding region runs from base 141 to 1376 and encodes 411 amino acids. The record is from RefSeq and is a predicted model, not a curated record. The transcript has 2 exons.